AUGGCUGGUUUCCAGAUCCCAGAGUCUUAUGGCUACGUCCUCUCGGCGGCCGUCUCAACCUUCUUCAUCGGCGCCUGGCUAGGCGGCCGCGUGGGCGGCUUCCGCAAAGCAGCCAAGAUCCCGUAUCCGUUCGAAUACGCGUCGUGGGAACAAGUCCAGACGGCGGCGCCAGGCUCCAAAUCCGCCAUGCUGGCCUUCAACGCGGCGCAGCGCGCGCACCAGAACUUCAACGAGAACCACGCCACGGCCGUGGGCGCCAUGCUGAUUUCAGGCCUCAAGUACCCUGUUGCGACGGCGGUGCUGGGAGCCGCGUGGAGCGCCAAUAGGGUCCUGUAUGCGAUUGGGUAUACUCGGACGGCGGAGACGGGCGGCGCGGGAAGGUACUAUGGUGCGCUGGGCUUGAUUGCGCAUUAUGCUAUGGUGCUUAUGAGCGCGAAGACGGCGUAUGAUUUUGCCAUGGCGUAG
Molecule: messenger RNA, 465 nt
Organism: Exserohilum turcica Et28A
Lineage: Eukaryota; Fungi; Ascomycota; Dothideomycetes; Pleosporales; Pleosporaceae
Exons: 2
Coding region: 1-465 (154 amino acids)
Cellular component (GO): nuclear envelope; membrane; endoplasmic reticulum
Molecular function (GO): glutathione transferase activity; glutathione peroxidase activity
Source: RefSeq, a predicted model, not a curated record